UCGGUGGCUGAAGCCAUCCUUGCCCCUGGAAGGACACCCUGAAAGACAAUCUGAUUUGGUAAUCCAAGACGCUCCUGCAAUGCAGCCAGCCCUGAACAGCAGGGGGCAGUCUGGAGCCGAAAGGUGCCUUUGCAGGUGAGACCCGCGGCCAGGUUUCUCCUGCUGACUGUCCCGGUGACUCACACCCCCUUCCCGUCCCAGCCCUUUUACCUUUAAGGUAGAGCCGGAAAGGGUGUGGCGAAGACGAGGAGGAGGCAGGGCCCAGGCCCGCUCAGACCACGCCCAACCCUUCUCAGGGCCAUGCCACCCCAGCCAAAAGGCAGAGCCAGAGGCACGGGAGCCGCAGAACCCAGCGUUACUCUCGAGACAGCCAGUUCGCCCGUCUCUCUGUCCAUCCUCGCAGUCAUGGAGAGAGCCAGUCUGAUCCAGAAGGCUAAGUUGGCCGAACAGGCCGAACGCUAUGAGGACAUGGCAGCUUUCAUGAAGAGCGCCGUGGAAAAGGGCGAGGAGCUCUCCUGCGAGGAGCGAAACCUGCUUUCCGUAGCCUACAAGAACGUGGUGGGCGGCCAGAGAGCGGCCUGGAGGGUCCUGUCCAGCAUCGAGCAGAAGAGCAACGAGGAGGGGUCAGAAGAGAAGGGCCCCGAGGUGAAAGAGUACCGGGAGAAGGUAGAGACGGAGCUCAGAGGUGUGUGCGACACCGUGCUCGGCCUGCUGGACUCCCACCUCAUCAAAGGGGCUGGAGAUGCAGAGAGCCGCGUCUUCUACCUGAAGAUGAAGGGUGACUACUACCGCUACCUAGCCGAGGUGGCCACUGGCGAGGACAAGAAGCGCAUCAUCGAUUCUGCCCGGUCAGCCUACCAGGAGGCCAUGGACAUCAGCAAGAAGGAGAUGCCGCCCACCAACCCCAUCCGCCUGGGCCUGGCCCUGAACUUUUCAGUCUUCCACUACGAGAUAGCCAACAGCCCCGAGGAGGCCAUCUCGCUGGCCAAGACCACCUUCGACGAGGCCAUGGCCGACCUGCACACCCUCAGUGAGGACUCCUACAAGGACAGCACCCUGAUCAUGCAGCUCCUGAGAGACAACCUGACGCUGUGGACAGCCGACAGUGCUGGGGAAGAGGGUGGUGAGGCUCCGGAGGAGCCCCAGAGCUGAAGCAGCCAAAACCGCCCCGGCCCGCCUUGCCCUCCAGUCCCCAGCCUGCAGAGAGGACUAAAACGGAGUGGGACUCUGCCCUUCCCAAACCCUGAAUGUUCAGCCACACCUUGGAAGGCUCCUUCGAAGGGGGCGCAGCCAAGCUGAAGCCACCAGGGCGGGGAAUCUCACUCUUCGUGUAGCUUGUCUGGUGGGUGUUCCCAACCCAUCCCACCCCUGCUCUCUGCACCCCCUCCCCACUUCCUCCCCCUGAGCCUCCCUCGGGCACCUGUUGCUUCUGGAUCCGAAUAAUCCAGGAGGCUCCCCACCCUGUGGCUGAGAACUGGACUGUGGCAAGGGCUGUGUGUGUGAGAGAGAGAGAGAGAGAUUCUGUGUGUGUGUGAGAGAGAGAGAGUGAAUGAGAGGGAACACGUUUGCUGGGUGUGACCAUGCUACCACUCAAUAAAGUUGCCCUGUGACACUC
Molecule: messenger RNA, 1615 nt
Organism: Mus caroli (Ryukyu mouse)
Lineage: Eukaryota; Metazoa; Chordata; Mammalia; Rodentia; Muridae
Gene: Sfn
Product: stratifin
Source: RefSeq, a predicted model, not a curated record